UAUUUUUAUAAACCAAGUAACAAAAAAAAACCGCUUUUAUUCUUCUCUGAAUUAUGAUUUGAAUUUAUAAUUGGAGUAUGUGGUAUUUUUUCCCUGUGGAUGACAGUCACCGAGUAUUACUAGCAUGUUGAUGAUGUUAGUUUUUAUUGUCCAAAAUUAUUAAUAAGUGAUCCAAAUUCCUUAGUAAAAAAUAAUUGUGUUAGCGUGUUUUCGAGUUUCUAAACCUAGAGAUACAUAUUAUUUUAUUGGUUCCAAUAAAAAUAAGUUGGGUUUACUUACUUUAAUCAAGUGUGAAUUACUUUCACUUGCACUUUCUUUAGAGACAAUGGAAAUUUUAUUUAAGUUUUGAUUAGAAAGAAAGUUGCCUUUCUCAUGAAUAAAAAAGUUUUAUUGUACCCAUUUCGAUAAAGUAGAUGACGGUGAUGUUCUUAAGAGUCUUAAGACAGUGAGAGGUCAAGAAGAAACUAUAGUGAGUCGUUAAUAAUGAACUGUGCCGAGUUUAGGAAAUUUGGGAAGGAAAUCAUUGACUAUAUUGCUGAUUAUUGUGAUACUAUUAGACAAAGGCAAGUUGUUUCGUCCGUCGAGCCCGGCUAUUUAAAGAAUCUUUUGCCCGCGGAAGCCCCCGAAGCGGGCGAUUCCUGGCCGCAAGUCCUCCAGGACCUCAACCGGGUCAUAGCCCCCGGCCUGACCCACUGGCAUUCCCCCAACUUCCACGCUUAUUAUCCCACUGCAAAUUCAUACCCCGGAAUAGUCGGAGAAUUACUAUCAGCGGGCUUGGGAAUCAUCUCCACCGACCAAUUCCCGAAUCCGGCAUGUGUAGAACUCGAACGCAAAAUGAUGGACUGGCUUGCAAAAAUCCUCGACUUGCCUAAAGAAUUUAUGAAUAGUUCUGAUGGCCCUGGGGGUGGCUUUAUCCAAAACGCGGCCAGCGAAUCCACAUUAGUGGCUCUCCUGGCCGCCAAGAAUCGAAUUAUUUUGGAAACGGGGGUUGAAGAAGGGAAUUUGGUGGCUUAUACGUCCGAGCAGUCGAAUUCUUCUGUAGAAAAAGCGGGUCUUUUGGCUUCUGUGACUAUGAGACUGCUGCGAACGGAUGAAAAAGGCCAACUGAGGGGCGAAGUCCUCAAGGAGGCCAUCAAUGAGGAUAUCAGGAUGGGGUUGACGCCUUGCUGCGUCAUUGCCACUCUUGGGACCACCGGGACUUGCUCAUUUGAUCAAUUGGACGAAAUCGGGCCGAUUUGCCAGCAGUUUAAAAUUUGGUUGCACGUGGAUGCGGCUUACGCUGGCUCGGCUUUCGCCUGCCCUGAGUACCGCCACUUGAUGAAAGGGGUGGAAUUUGCCGAUUCGUUUAAUUUUAACCCCCAUAAGUGGAUGCUGGUCAAUUCCGACUGCUCGGCAAUGUGGUUCAGGGAUAUUCAAAGUAAUGAAUUGUUUAUCCAAAUUCCGGAUUCUCGCCGAUUUCGGGCGUUGAAGCUCUGGUUUGUGUUGAGAAUUUACGGGGUUGAGGGGAUACGGACCCAUAUCAGGGGGCAAAUCGCUUUGGCAAAAUUUUUCCAAUGUUUGGUUGAAAGUGAUCAGAGGUUUGAGGUGUGUACGGCCAGUAUGGGGUUGGUUUGUUUUAGAUUAAAGGGUGAGGAUGGACGGACGAAAGAAUUGUUAGAUAGGCUGGCGAAACGGAAGAAUAUUUUCGUGAUGCCGUAUUAUUAUCAAAGUCGAUUGGUUAUUAGGUUUGUAAUUUGUAGUAGAUUUACGGAAGAAAAAGAUGUGGUGUUCGCGUGGAGGGAGAUAAAGAGUCAAGUAGAAUAAUAAUUUACGUUAAGAGCGAGUUUUUUUUAACUAUCGAAUGACGUAAAACGCAGGUAACAUUACGAGUAUGGUUAUGGUUUAUUUUAUCCUAUCGAAUAUAAAUAAAACAGAUUAUGCUAUUUUUGUAGGUGUUUUAAAAUCGCUUUUUUUUUCGUGAAUAGCAGGUCGAAAUUGAAAAUUGUCUCCGAAUUACGUGAUAGUUUUGGGUCAGUUGUAUUUAUUAGUGUGAUUGUUGUAUUAAAAAUAAAAAAUAAAUAUUAAACUCAA
Molecule: messenger RNA, 2070 nt
Organism: Tribolium castaneum (red flour beetle)
Lineage: Eukaryota; Metazoa; Arthropoda; Insecta; Coleoptera; Tenebrionidae
Product: aromatic-L-amino-acid decarboxylase
Exons: 3
Coding region: 484-1803 (439 amino acids)
Biological process (GO): amino acid metabolic process; catecholamine metabolic process
Cellular component (GO): cytoplasm
Molecular function (GO): pyridoxal phosphate binding; aromatic-L-amino-acid decarboxylase activity
Source: RefSeq, a predicted model, not a curated record